AUAAAUAAAUAGUGAAGCAUUAGAUUAGUUAGUUAGUUUAAAAUUUAAAAUUUAAAUUUAAAUCAGCAUAAUUUUAUCUGAUUAGUUAGAUAUUUAUUUUUAAAUUUAAACCUAUUAUACGAUAUGUUAUAUACGUAUAUACUCUAUAACCCUAGCAGCCAGAUAGUAUCGUAUUCCCUUAUUCUCACCAUCUCUCAAUUUCUUUUUUUUUAUUCUCUCUAUUGAACCAAAUCAAUUGUUUUAAUCUUAAGAGCUUCGGGGUUAGCAAUCAACCGAUCAUCGUUCCGUGUCUUCGAAAUCUUCAGGUAAAAUUCGUACUUGUUUUUAUUUUCGUUUUCAGAGAAAUAGGCUUUCAUAAAACUAUCAUAUCUCUCUCCCCAUAGGUCCGUUUUCAGUGAUCUAGGUACCGUUUUAAAGAUAAUUUAAUGAUCUAUAUUUUCUAUGAAGAAACUCUUUCCUAAUUCUGAAUAUUUCGAUGUCAAAAAAUUCAUGUUUUACAGACUGUCGAUUUACAGUUUUUUUUAAAAUUUCUUUUCGAUAUUGCCUUAGUAAAAGUGUCAUAUCUCUCUCGAUAUCUAUUAUUUUCAAGCGAUUCUUGUACUGUUAGAAAGAUAAUUCAAUAAUCCAUAUUUUCUUUGAAGAAACCUUUCCCUAGUUCGGAGUUCUUACCAGUCAAAAGUUAGGAUCUUUACUCGGUUAUGGUAUUUCGUUUUAAGUUUCGUUUCAGGAAAAGUGUCUUCAGUAAAAAUUCAAUAUCUCUCUCAAUUUCGAUCCAUUUUAAAAGAUCUUUAUCUCGUUUUAAAGCUUAGGAAAAUAGCUACAUUUUUUAUGAAGAAAGUAUUGUCUAGAUCAGGGUGUAACUAUUUUUAAAACAUUUAUUUUUAGGCUGUAUUCAGAAAUCGGCGUGAUCCAGGAUUUUAAAGAAACUGUUUUGAGAAAACAUGCAUAACUCCUAGAUUAUAGCUCCGAUUUUGAUGAUCUUUAUACCGUUAGAAAGGUCUUUCAAUUAACUAAAAACUUUGUGAACAGUAGGACUUCUAAUUCAAACGUUUUAUAUGUCAAAUUCUAGGUUAAACUUGCUGUACAGUAAGAGUAAUAAAUAUAUUGAGUUUAUCGGUGGACUAAGGGUUUCACUAAUUGUUAUAGGGCCUAGAAGGUAUCGUAAGAGUUAAUUACAGCGGAGUUGAGAACAAGUUAAGGGAUUUGAUGGAAAACGGUGAACCCAGAAGAUCAACCCGCUUGAAUGAAAGAGCGGCUGUAAGAGACCGAGCUAGAGGUCGAGGGCGAGGAUGUGCUCGCGGUCGAGGCAGGGGAAACCAGCAUGUCCCUGCCGAGGCGGUGAUCCAGGAGAAUCAAAAUGCCCCUGUAAAUGGACAACAACCAGGUCAAGGUGGGGGUAACCACGAAGUCCCUGCUGGGGUAGUUGGUCAAGAACACCAAAACGCCCCUGUAGUUGUGCCACCACAACAAGAAGAUUUGGCGCAAGAAGUUGCUCGUCUCAAGGAAGAAAUUAGGAAGCGAGAUGAAGAGGCUCUCAACCGUCAGGAACAACCCAAUCAAGGACAACAUCAAUUUUUGCCGGUGCAAUACAUGCCUGUGCCGGAGGGUCGAUGGGAACCAAUAUAUGAAAGGUUCGCAAGCAACACCCACCAAAUUUUGAAGGGGGCUCGCAUCCAAUGGAAGCCGAGGAAUGGUUAA
This is a messenger RNA of Cannabis sativa, 1698 nucleotides long. RefSeq lists its product as uncharacterized. The transcript has 2 exons. NCBI's taxonomy places the organism in Eukaryota, Viridiplantae, Streptophyta, Magnoliopsida, Rosales, Cannabaceae. The record is from RefSeq and is a predicted model, not a curated record. Bases 1207 to 1698 code for a protein of 163 amino acids.